GCAUAUGAGUUUUUUUUCUUCAGCUCCAUGGAGAUUAAUAACGAUAUAUUAAUUUAUUUUUUAGAUAUUAAAAUAUUUUUAAAAAUUUGAAUUUUAUUUUUAUCGCCAAGCAAAAUUUUUCCCUAAAAUUUUUUCUUAAAAAAAUAAAUUAUCAUGGACAAAAAAAUAGAUUAUGUAAGUUUAUUGAAUACCACGCGUAAGUUAAAACAUACAGUCGAUGAACUGAUCAACAAAAAUCAAAACGAAUUAGACAUUCUAGAGAUAAAGCGUUUGCGAAAAUCAAUUGAAAAAAUGGUUAAAAAAUAUUCAUCGGAUAAAAAAGUCAAUAACGUUCAACAAUUGACAAACAAUUGCAGUAACUUUGGUGAAAAUAUCACAAAAUCCAAUAUAAAAGAAAUUAUUGACGUUUCUUCGUGUUUUUGCGAUGAAAUGGAUACAAUGAAAAGUAAUUUAGAGCAAAAAAUGGAAGAUAAUGAAGAGUGUCAAAAUGUAACAAAUGAAGACAAUACUAAUAAACGACAAAACGAUUUAAACAAAAAAUGUGAAUCACAAUUGAAAUUUUACAAAGAAUACGUUACCGAAUUAGAAUACCGCUUAAAGGGAUUUAUCAAGUAUAUGAUAGAAGGACAGCGAUCGAAAAAGAAACACUUAAAGAGGGAAAUUCACCUUAAGUCGACCAUAGAAAAAAUAAAAAGGAAUGAGUGCUAUUACAAGGCUACAGUACAAAGGUUGUCAGGAAAAUUGGAUUAUGCGAAUAAAAAAUCGGAAGAACGUCAAAAGUGGAUCGACGGUGUGGUGUCUCAAGUCGAAAAAUUCAGGUGUUUCUCUGAAAAUAUCGCGAAGAAUUCGGCAGAUCUAGCAGAAUUGUUAUCGUCGUUCGCGGUCGAUCUGUCAGUGUCCAACCAGCUGCGGCAUUCGGAAGUUACGUCAGCAGAGGUGGCGUGCGACGACCAAGACAGGGUGUCAAAUCCAUCCGGAUCUUCCGAGAUUGUAGACAAAAGCGCUUCCGGCUGUAGUCAGCCUACGGGGGUGGCGACGCCGGCCUCGGUGGCGGUCGUCACCGAAACUUUUCUACAACCGAUGUCGCACAGCACGCCAAUACGGGACGUCCCGUCCUGUCACAAUUGCCGAUGUAGUUUUUCAACGAGCGACGACUCCAACGACGAAAGUGAAGACGACGACCAUCCGUCGGCAUGCCUCUAAACGGCCGCCAUAAAAUUCGAACGACCUAGAAACGACGAAUCGCGUCACCGGUGUUAGAAACUUUUCCAGAGGUCGCGAAAGAGCACCAAAACGAACAACAGCGGGACGGAAACGAUAUCCUAUAUUGGUAGAUCGAAGUUCACUAAUUGAACUGAACUAUAACCAUGCAAAUUCUAAGUUUUUUCGAGGAUGCCAAUGAAGUUAAAAUCGCUCAAAAUUAAAGAGUGGAAUAUUUUUAUUUUUUUGAUGUAUUAAUAUAUAAGACACUUAAUUAA
Aphis gossypii (cotton aphid) is the source of this 1478-nucleotide messenger RNA. RefSeq lists its product as uncharacterized. Bases 154 to 1203 code for a protein of 349 amino acids. The record is from RefSeq and is a predicted model, not a curated record. NCBI's taxonomy places the organism in Eukaryota, Metazoa, Arthropoda, Insecta, Hemiptera, Aphididae. The transcript has 8 exons.